ACUGUUCUAAGGGACCGUGUCAUGGUUCGUGUGCACUGACACGUCCCGGCGCUAGGGGUCGCUGUUUGCCGCUGACCAGGCACAAACAAAGGCGUGUCCUAAUUACCUUUGGCACAGUGGUAACCUGAUACCCUGGCCACGCGCACCCAACCUAGCUCCAAGCAGAUGUCUGGCGUGUCUUUUGUGGUGUUCUUCAAAUCGCUCUAGUUGUUGGUGAGCUCACCUCAAAGCCACCCUGAAGAGACGAACUCCAAACGCCAGGAAAGACGCGACACAGACACAGGUGUUGAAGUGGACUGUGCCGUGAUGUAAUCCCUCCGCCAGGUUCGCCCGUCCUUCCAUAGAACCCGGACCGUCCUACAGAAACGUCACAUCGACCUUACGUCGGGCUGACGUCGCUGAUUUCGGCUCCUCCCUUCCCGCCCCGCGACUUUAGAACUCCUGAAGCUGACCUGAGGAUGAGGUCCGCUGUGCUGUUCGGGCUCAUCAUCGCCACAGGCCUGGUGGCUGCCGUGCCGCGCGUGAAGAGGCAGCUCGACAUUCCCGGCGUUCCCGGGGCUCCUGCCGUUCGCGCCAGACCAACAGCGCCCCCUGUGGACAAUGACCUGAAGGCCGGUAUUGCAGCCGCUUUCGGAGACGCUGCAGCUUUAGAGCACUCCGCAGCUGCCAGUUUCAUCAACAGGCAGCCGAGCGACUCGGCGAUCCUCCAGGCGCUGAAGGGCGAGAUCGAGAUCACGGAAAUCUCCGGGGAGGACUUCAAGAAGGUUCCCGGCAUCGUGCUCACGCAGCUCGUGGAUGCGGAGUUUGAGAAGAUCACGCCUGCGCAGAUCGUGGCCUGGCUGAAGAACCCGAACAACGGCUACAACUUCGAGCAGAUGGACGAGCUGUCAACCCGCGUCUCGUCCGAAAAGUUCGGGGAGGUGCUGGUCAGAAUGAAGACCGCGGCUGAGUCUGGAGGCCCAGACGCCCGGCCCAACCCUGGGAUCAGCGCGGAUGUUCAGGAUUUCCUGGUGCGGAAGUUUGUGGAAGCGAACGUGAACGACACCUGUGCCGAGAUGGGGGACCUGAGCCAGCUGGACCUGCCCACCAUGAGGAAGAUGAAGCAGACGAUCUCGUCGAGCCGCGUGUGUCAGGACGGGGAGACCCAGGCUAGCAUGAGGGGGCCUUCUAAGGAGGAAAAAGAGCUGGACCGGAAGCUGCUGUCGGCGGAGAUGGCCAACCCGUCCUCAGUCACGGCCGACACGCUGAACAGUCUGGUCGGCUCGCUGGCGGAAAUGCAGCCUUCAGAGAUAGAGAACCUGAACGCAGACGCUGUGGUGGGCGCCAUAGAAACCCUGGCUGGAGAGGACUUCUCCUGGGCAGAGGCGAGGACUGUCAUCGACAAGUUCAAGUCCGGAUCGAGCGUCAGCGGGGCCUUCUCUGCAGCCCAGGUGACCUCCCUUGGGAAACUUGUCGCCAAGCUGCCCCUGGACGAGCUGGAUCAGAUGGACGACGCUGACGUCCGCAGUGCCAUCUCCACCUUCGCCAGCGCCAAGAGCGACAUGAGCCCCGCACAGGCCAAGAAGAUCGCCAAGAAGGCCCGGAACGGGAACCUACUGGACCAGCUGGGAUCCGGAGAGAUCGACGCUUUCUUCGACGCCCUUCCUCUCAACGAGAUAGAGGACAUCGCUUCCGAAAUCACCGCUGAUAUCGCCAACGGAGACUACAGCAAGUACAGCGGUCUGGAAAUGACUGAAGCGCAGGCCACGUACCUGUUUGAAGUGAUGGAGUCGGGACUGAGCGGAGAGCUGGACAGGGACACUGUGAUAUCCAUGGGCAACGCCAUUGCCGGGGCGGGGGAGGACGUGCUCGAUCUCAUCUCUAACGACAACUUCGCAGAAGUCAUCGGCGCCAUGUCUGACCAGGCGGACUUCGGCGCAGCCAUGAACAGGAAGAUGGCGAAGCGCCUGGAAACCGAGAUUAUCUCCGCCUUCGACCAGAUGUCCCAGACAGAUCUGGACACCAUUCCCGCUGACGUCAUGCCUGACGUGUCGACAGAGAGUCUAGAUGACGUGCCGGCCGGCCUGUGCGGAGCCGUGGCCCAGAAAGUUGCCGGUUCUGACCGCCUGUUCAACACGCAGGAAAUCCGGCAGCAGAAGCACGCCAGGAACGCGCUCAAGUGUCUGGGCAAGGAGACGAGCGGGGACCUGGGUGAGGCUGACAUGGCCACUCUGGGGAACCUGAUCUGCGGUGCUGAGGACGCGGUUCUGGACAGGGUCGACGCUUCCGGGGCCAAGACUGCCCUGGAGAACCUGCAGAACUGCCCGCCAAAGUGCCUCACGGAGGACAAAAAGACCAAAAUUCAGGAGCUCUUCGGCAAGAUGACGGCUGACGCCCAGGCUAGUCAGAUCGACACCGACUCCCUGGCAGCCAUUGGGAAGAACGCUUUCUGCCUGCCAGACGCCACCCUCUCAGGGAUCCCCAACGACGUGGUCUCCAAUGUUCGCACCUCCCUGGUGGACAGCGUGGACAUGGCUGCAGAGGAGGCGCUGACAGAACAGGACAGCAGCUGCGGAAUCGACAGGGCCGCGCUGCUUGCUAAGGUGAAGGAGGCUGAGGCGGGAUCGGCCAGCUCCCGGCGCAAGAGGCAAACCACAGUGUACACCUGUGCGCAGGUGCAGGACCUUGGUAACGCGGCCGUGAGCCUGACGGAAGCCGAGCUGGGCGCCAUGACAGCUGCGGAGUUCGCCAACUGCGUGGAGACUCUUGGCGGGCUGACUGGCUGGAGCGCCGGCCAGCUGGAGGUCAUGAGGGACAAAGUCUUCACCGACGUGGCAGCAGCUGGCUCCCUGACGACCGACCAGAUCCUCACGCUCGGUAAGAUCGCCACGGCGUUCACCACCAGCCACCUGUCCGCUCUGGACCUGUCUGACAUCGACGCCGUCUACAGCAUCGCCCAACACAGCGGCUACAGCGCUGCUCAGACCGAAGCUGCCUUUACCAAGUACCUGGGCAGCGGCGCGGUAGAACUAAGCGAGCACCUGGUGGGCCUGUCCAACUUCCUGGGCGGCAUGACGACCGCUCAGAUCGCGCAGAUCGACAACGCCGCCUUCCAGGACGCUGCGGCCAACAUCGGGACGCUGGCCGGGCUGAGUUCUGACCAGCUGACGGCCCUGAAGAACAAGGCGGUCUCCGCUAGCGGCGCGGUCAGCUCCUGGUCCGCAGCAACUCUCAAAAACUUCGGCACUCUGGCAGCUGGUCUGGAGACGGCUGAACUGUCUGCCCUGACGAACGCCCAGGUUCCGGAAGUCUCUCCCGCCGCCAUUCCACUCUACCCGACAAGCACCUUCUGCGGCGGAUUUUCUGUGGACCAGCUGAACCUGUUCACCAUGGAGCAGGCGCAGGCCGUGACAAACGAGCAGUACUUCGCCUGCUCCGCCGCGNGUCACUCACUCAUUAAUCACUCAUUCACUCAUUCAUUCAUUCAAUUUCCCGUUACAGGAGUCGGUGCCGUCCACGCAUGCGUGAUGCUGGUCUUCUCCGCUGUUCUCGUCCGUCUGCUGUGAUGACGUCACGCCACUCUGACGUCACGGGUGAUGACGUCACGCCACUGUGACGUCAUGAUGUUACCAUAGCUGCAUGCUGCAUUGCCGUGUGGAAAUUGUGUGCCUGUUUAAAGUUUGACUAAAACUUUGGACUGUCUCUUUAGAUAUCGACUUGGAAAUGAUGAUAGUACCUCAGGGAGUCAGCUGUAUAGAUAGUUUUGCAUCGACAGGAUUAAUGAAAUAAGAUAUUGUAUUUCUAAAACUGAAGUACCUGUUUAAAGAUGUAGCAAAGUUAAACUGGAAGGUUCUGCAUACAGGGUGAAGUACUAGCCUCCUUCGCAGUCUUGUCGAUUUGCUGCCGA
Molecule: messenger RNA, 3886 nt
Organism: Branchiostoma belcheri (Belcher's lancelet)
Lineage: Eukaryota; Metazoa; Chordata; Leptocardii; Amphioxiformes; Branchiostomatidae
Product: otoancorin-like
Biological process (GO): cell-matrix adhesion
Cellular component (GO): cell surface
Source: RefSeq, a predicted model, not a curated record